Molecule: messenger RNA, 2058 nt
Organism: Peniophora sp. CBMAI 1063
Lineage: Eukaryota; Fungi; Basidiomycota; Agaricomycetes; Russulales; Peniophoraceae
Source: the annotation of a GenBank genome assembly
AUGUUGGAUAUCCCGCAGGCGCGAUACUCUAACCCGUCCUCCUCGUCGACCCGCCACCCGAGACGUCCGCCGCCGUCGCAGGCGUCGAGCCCGGGAGUCUCGCCCGAAAUUCCGUUCGCGGGGCCGCCGCCGUACCUGUCCAUCUACUCUGCCGUCUCAAACUCGGCUCCUGGCUCAUCCCCCAUACCCUCCCGCGCGUCCUCACCCCUCCCAUUUUUAUAUUCCAGCGCGCCGUCGUCUGCGAGCUCAGAGCUCGAGAGCGAUGGAGAGGCGCCGGUGCUGACCAGGCGGCGGGUCACGCCCAGAGAACGCCCGCCGAGGUGGUGGUUCUCCCAGUCCACGCUCAGGCGACGACGACGGGAGAGCGGUUGGUUCCUGCGGCAGGCGAGGAGAUGGACGCGCGCGAUAGUCCGCUCGCCGUUCUGCCCGCGUCAGCCGUGGACGAUCCUCAUCACCCUCGUCCUAUUCUCUAUAUUCGCAUCUUCUUUGACACUGGGCAUAAUCUACGCGCUCAAUCCGGACAAAGAGGCGCUUCCAUGGCGAGCAUACUGCGCCGUCGCUAUACCCUCUCACGACCCCCCGCUCGUCGACGCGCCGGUAGUCAGCCCAGAUAUAUUCACUAUAGGCGCUGCACCUCCGCCACCUGAAUUUCCGCCAGCCGGCUUCGACGACUUGCCGCCGGCAGGAGUGUUCCUCGGCGUAUUCAGCAUUGACAGCUCUUAUGAUCGGCGCAUGCUCAUCCGUUCAACCUGGGCUACACACGACAGGUCAAGAAACGGUGCGGGUCCUGGCGAUGGAGGCAAUGGGACCAGUAGGACACUGGUCAGGUUUAUUCUCGGUCAGCCACGCAAAAGCUGGGAGAGGAGAGUACAGCUCGAGAUGGACCAAUAUAACGAUAUCGUGAUCCUGCCCAUUGCCGAAAAUAUGAACUCCGGCAAAAGUCAUACUUUCUUCUCUUGGGCGGCGACAAUGGCGUAUGUUCCACCUGUGCUCGUCGAUACACCCCAUCCUCGGCCGAAAUUCUCGUACGCGAAUGACUCGCAGGCAGCACCUUCACCAUCAAGGCUCGCCGCACAUGAUCCUUCGCUUGCAAAAUUGGAUGCGGCAAGUGCACAGCCUCGGGAUUGGGUCAGGCCGGACUUUGUUGUAAAGGCAGACGACGACAGCUUCGUGAUGCUCGCCGAGCUCGAAGCGCGUCUUCGCGUCGGGAUGUACGACUCUGCUGCCCACCAGAAACGCGCUACGUCCGAAGUUCGCGCUGCGCAAGCACAUAUGCGCGUCGCACUUGCGCAUUCCGGCCAGGCGUCGGUGACGGAGAUCGACAACUGGGAACCGGAGGCGGAUCCUCUGGUGUAUUGGGGAUACCUCGUCAAGCAGCGGUUCAUGGCUGGCGAGCUCUACGCGUUAUCCUGGUCGCUCGUCACGUAUGCUGCGACCGACGCGGGGGUACGCACGCAUUUGCGAGGAGCAGAGGACAAGCAGACUGCGUCAUGGAUGCGCAUCCACCCACGCGCGGACGCCAUCCGAUGGAUCAACGAGCGCGUAUGGAUAUACGACCAUCCACGUGCCGGAACGGUCUACUCUCACGGCUUCCUCUUCCCGUCCGAGGCAGCGAGAGUCAGGAAGGGCAUUAAGAGCUAUAAGGAACUCAGCGCCACGGUCGACGCGAAGGCUAGCGUUGGCGAGCCCAGUCAAGGCGCGAGUUUGCCGGUGCCGACGGAGUGGUCGGCGAGUAGCGUCAGUACGUUCGGGACGCGGUACGCGGAGCCUGUUGCGGGGCUCACUGCACGGGAGAGUGUUGAGGCGCUCGUUGAGGGUAGCGAAAUGUCGAGGUUAUACGAAGGGAGCAUCCUGACACCGGAUCUCGCAUGGCGCCAACGCGAAGGUCGUGCGACACGGUACGAGAAUAAACGGCUAGGCGGCACCGUCGUCGUGCACUUCAUCAAGAAGAACAUGUGGUACCUCGAAACGGCACUCGCAUUGCUCGAGGGCGAAGACGAGACGGAGCGAGAGCGCGAAACAAGGCUACACCGCGACCGCAAACCAACAUGGCCGUGA